ACGACUGGAGCUGGGGCUGCUGGAGCCUGGGUAUGGGUAGGUCCAUAUAAGAAGCUCCCCGUAGGACGCAGAACACUUACUUGUCCGCCGCCCGUCUAUCGCUCCUCUUCGCGCCGUUCCGUGCAGCUGACGUGCCGCUAACGCGCCGCCCGCCUCCCAGCGAACUACGAGUCCCCCGUGACCGCCGAGGGGAGCGCGUCACCGCACCCGCACGCACGGCGCCAUGGCGCCCCGGGCGCCGCUCGUCCUCGCCGUGGUGAUGGUGGCCGCGGCCCUGGCCCUGGCGCCCACCUGCAGCGCGCGCGCCCUUGCCAAGGCCUCGUCGUACGGAUCCUCCAUCUACCACGUGACCUCCGGCGUGCCUUCCAGUCACCAGUCCGUGACGCUGAGCGAGGAGCGAGUCGUGCACACGCUGGACCACCAGGCACACCCGCCGCACGCACUGGAGCGCUCGCACGACCACGCGCUCGACCACGACCACGACCACUCGACGCCCUACAAGUUCGAGUACAAGGUGCACGACCAGAAGAACCACAACUACUACGAGCGGGCAGAGUCCAGCGACGGUCAGGUGGUGCGUGGAUUUUACAGCCUGCUGGAGCCGCACGGUGAGGUCCGCGUCGUCAAGUACCGCGCCGACCACGACGGCUUCCAGUCCGAGGUCUCGCGGCACGGCAGCCACCUCGGUGACGCUCACGGCGGUGGCCUCGGCGCGACCAUCGGGGUCGGCGCCUCACACGACCUGGGCAGCCACGGCCUCGGCGUGAGCGCCUCGGCGCCCAUCCCCUCCCCGGUCAAGUCUUACAAGCUGACCCCCAUCAAGACCUCCAUACCCAUACACGAGGAGGCGCAGGAGGACAGCAGCAACCAAUGGUCCGCCAUCGAGGACCCCAAGAAGCAGAGCGGGACGCCGAUCAAGAGCCAGGCAUUGGAGGAGAUCCCCGCACCGAGCCAGGAGGCCUUAGGCAAGCCACCGGGCGGAGGCCGAGUUCCGGAGCAGUUCCUCCUGCAGCAACAGAAGAAGAAAAAGGCCCCGCACCACGCGCUGCAGCACCCCAAACCACCGCCACAUCUGCACAAGUUCCAGAAGCGGCCGCCGCACCCCUUCGGCCCCGGGCCAAGGCCGGGAGGCCCGCCCCACCGGCCGCCCCUGGGCAGCCUGUACCACCGCGGGCCCAAGCGCGGGCCGGGAGCGUCCGCGGGGCCCCGCGCGCGCAACGCUCUGGUGGGACCGCCGCCUCCACCCCUGCCGCCACCCUCGCCGGCCGCAAACGCCCACUCGCCGCAGCGGAGGGAGGCGCGGCCCCCACCCACCCCCUGCAAGUGCAGCGAGCAGCCCCCGGGUCACGCCGCCGGCCAUCCCCCGGGGGGGCAUCCCUAGGGGGUCCACCCUCAGGGGCCACUCGGCCGCAAGCUGACCUGAGUGCACACCGGGCAGCGUGAUCGAGUUCUUCCGACACCUGUGGAGCCCCCACCCCCCACCCCCCGGGAGUGGGGCUUCAUUGCCCGCAAGCAGGACAAGCCCCGGCCCGGUGCGGCCCGAACGGGACCGGGAGGUGCGAUUCUAAGUCAAUUUGGACGAGGCACGUUAAGGCUUUCUGAAUAAAUCUGGAAGCAAAUCGACAGAGUGCCAUGAAGGAACGUUCUAAGAAUGAAUAAAGCAUUCCGGUAAAGCUGAAAUGCAGAAGAAUGCGGGGAAGAAGAUAACGGAAAGCGCUAUGCUUUAACGUGGUGACUUCCGUUUUCUUCUUCCCCGUAUUCCUCUGCAUUUCAGCUUUACCGGAAUGCUUUAUUGCCAAAACGGGUGCGCUUCGUUAGGUGCGUUACAAUGUUUUUAAAGUGAGUGUGUAUGUUCGUGAUGUGUGCGUGUGUGAAAGAGAGUGAUUGAGAGUAAGACUGUAAGUAAGGUGGUUCUUGUUCCACCCUUGCACUUUUAUAUCUGGGAGGAAAGAGUGAUGACUGUAUCCAAAGUUUGUGUCAUAUUUAUUGCAUCUCUUUUUUUUAACUUAUAGGUGUAAAUUAUUGAAUUGUGUGUGUGUAUUUAUGUGAUAUGAAACUUCAAAGGUUGAAGAGUAAAUCAGGAUGGAAAUAAAAUGUUUGAAAAGGG
This is a messenger RNA of Frankliniella occidentalis (western flower thrips), 2107 nucleotides long. RefSeq names its product serine/threonine-protein phosphatase 1 regulatory subunit 10-like. The coding region runs from base 224 to 1381 and encodes 385 amino acids. The transcript has 4 exons. The record is from RefSeq and is a predicted model, not a curated record. Lineage: Eukaryota; Metazoa; Arthropoda; Insecta; Thysanoptera; Thripidae. Gene Ontology annotation, cellular component: extracellular matrix.